AUGACCCGCCCUCUCAACGACUACGACAACAUCGCCAUUGCUGAGAUUGUCAUCUACGCAUUCAUCUUCAUUGGUGCUCUAGUCCUCUGCAAAAACCAUGGAUUUGGUCGCAACGCCGGCUGGUUCUAUCUCGUCAUUCUCUCCCUCGCUCGUCUCAUAGGAUCUUCCCUCCUCCUUGCCACUGUCAAUGAUCCCAGCAACACUAGCCUCUACAUUGGCUGGCUCACUCUCAAUGGCAUUGGCCUGGGUCCUCUCAUCCUUACACUGCUGGGCCUCCUGAGCCGCUCCUUCGACUCGAUGAGCCGCAAGGGCCAUGUCGUUGUGAAGCCAAUCCACCAGCGCGCCAUCCAGUUGCUGAUGCUGGUUGCCAUUAUCCUCCUCGCUGUUGGUGGCUCUAACUCCAACUACACACUCAAUGCCGGAGCGCCCAAGAUCCAGUACAGCACCGAGAGCAAGGUCGGCGUUGUCCUCAUGAUCGUCGUCAUGGUACUCCUUGUGCUUCAGACCGUGCUCGCCUUCAGAAACCAAGGCUACAUCUCCCAGGGCGAGCACCGUCUCCUGAUUGCCAUCACUGCAUCUCUGCCAUUUGUCAUUGUUCGCCUCGCUUAUACCUGCCUCCUCAUCCUGGGUGGUCACAAGCAGACAGUCUGGACGUACCUUGGUGCUGGUGUCAUCAUGGAGAUAAUGGUUGCUAUCAUUUGUGAGGCUGUUGGCUUCACUCUCGACAAGGUGCCUGAGCCGGCCAAGUACGAUGAGGUUCCUAUGAAGCCUCGCGGUUCAACUGGCUCUGCCCAGAGAGUAUAA
Fusarium keratoplasticum is the source of this 804-nucleotide messenger RNA. RefSeq lists its product as uncharacterized. The transcript has a single exon. Lineage: Eukaryota; Fungi; Ascomycota; Sordariomycetes; Hypocreales; Nectriaceae. The coding region runs from base 1 to 804 and encodes 267 amino acids. The record is from RefSeq and is a predicted model, not a curated record.